AUGCCGGGGCCGCGUCCUCGGCAGCACAGCAGGGCCGCGCUCGCAUUCUCCCUGCAGGACACUUGCAGGGAGACGGAUCUCCUCCUUCUGGCGCGCUACUUCCACAAGGUGAGGCAGUACGUCCACCUGCAGCGGCAGAACACCCACCUCAAGCGAUGCGCCGUGCUCCUGAGGCACCAGGCCACCAGAAGGACGGUGAUGGAUUACUUCAUCCGUUGGCUCGGCACCACGCAGCGCCAAACGAGCGUCCGCUCCGGCCAGCGUGAGCCCAAAAAGAUCGUCGUGCUCCCCCGAGCCCAGGACUUCAUCAACUUGGGCCGCCGUUACUUGGCGCGAUGGCGACUUUGGCUCCGACAUCAGCGGCAGCGACGGCACCAGAACGUCGCGCUCCUGCACAACAAGGUAGCGGAGGCCAGGCAACAGGAAAUCUUCUUUCGGUGGUUUUACUUUAUUUCGCAAAAGCAGCGAAAGGCCCUCGAGUCACGGAUAAGUGAGCUGGAGUGCGACAACAAGCGCCAGACUUGGCAAGUUACACAACUCGAAGCGGAGCUUCGGCAACGCCAGAGCACCAUCAUGAAACUCAAGGAAGACGCAGAGAAACUCCAGAUGCAGAACACAGAACAAGAAAAGAAACUAACGGACAUCAAAGCGGCUGCGGAAACAGCCAUAAAAAGACUCGCAGGAACGACUGCGAAGGUGACGGACGAAACAGUGACAAGUGCAACGAGAGAGGUGGCGCAGCACGAAGAUGAGUUCAUUCUUCGAUUACUGAAGGACUGUACAGACGCGGGUAAAGCGCUUGAAAAACUGCGGGUGUCACUUCCAGAAGACGCCGUGCCUUCGACAAGUUUUCAAUCCGUAGCGGAGAUUGCGUGUCAGAGAAGCACUGAAAUGGAAGAUACAGUUGCACGGUUGAAGAAGGCGUUGCAUGAUACCAAGAGCGUGGCGGUAUUUUUCUGUAGGCUGUUGCAAGAGGGAGGGUCCAGGGUUUUGGAGUUAGCCAAGCUAAUGUCUCUUGCUGACCCUCCAUCCGCAGUUGAUAACCUAGACGAGAUGAGGUGGCCGCUGCUUCGGUGGGGCCCGCAGAGUGACCUGGCUGCCUUGGAGGAGAGCCUCGGUGGAACAGAGAAUCUGAAGUUGGUCCAGGACCACUUGCUACAGAGGCAUCGACUAGCUGCAGAUGGACCUUCCACCGCGAGUGUGUUGGAGUCGUUCCGUGAGGCGCUGGGCCAGAUGCAAGAGGCACUGUCGAGGUGUAGGAGCCACUUCCUGGAGCAGAAGAUGUUGGCGGGGCAAGAGGCUGAGAAGAAGGUGGCGCUGGCCAAGGCGGUGCGGGACGCCGUCGCGGCGUUGCGGGGAUGGUCUGUUGCACCUGCUGAUGUUGCCCCGGAGGGGAUGAAGGAACAGCAGCUGGCGACGGAGGUGCUUCGCGAGAGUGAGGCAGCCUCCAAAACACUCAAAAAUUUACGCCAGCUGUUGACCCGGCAGAGAGUGGGGGAAACGCCGGUGGUAGCUGACAGCCUAGGCGACUGGUGCAGGGGAACGCCAUACAUUUUGCAGCUGCCGGUUAUCGAGACGCACGACGAGCUUGUGAAUGCCGUGUCUAAGGUGUGCAACCGACUCAGUGAGGUUAGCAAGGCGUACAAUGAGGUUUACUCGGAAUUUCUUCAAUUUGUCCCCGACUCUCCUCGCCCGGGCAGAGAAGUCAACGGCAAUGUUGUUUUUUUCGCACCCCCAACGGGUCGUCGUUAUGACCCGGUUAAGCGAGCAGAGGUGGUCGUCAGCAGUGUGACGAGGUACAUCCAGGGCAAGGGACGGGAGGUGAAGGAGCUCCGCGGCGUGAUGCGGCGCGGCAUUGAGGCUCUUGGCGGCACGGAGGAGUCCGACACCGAUGACGACGUCAUGGAUCAGGAGCGGAGUGCGGCGAAUAGUGCGAGGGUGGGGAAGGCGCUCGCACUGCUCUGUCGCGACACCGGGGACGCCAUCAACGACGCCAGGGCGGUGCUUGGGGUGCCGAAGGAGGGUAAGUUAACGCUGUCGCAGGUGAUCCCUAAUCUGCGGGAAAAAAUGCGUGAGCUGGAGGCUGUCACGACGGAGUCUGCCGCGCUGAUGGACGAGGUGCGGCUCUCCCUCGCCUCCGCGCCACGAGAUGGCUCCUUAACUUUCUCGCGACGCCUGAAGCCCAAGCGGAAGCCCAUGGCGCUGGUGGUGAACACGGCGAAGGCAGAAAAGUCUGAGGCGAUGAAACUUCUCCACAUUAGUGCCACUUCUACCGUGACGAGGUCCGUUUCGCUGAAACCGGUGGAGAUCCUUCGAGGGCUACGAAGGGAAAUUGCAGACAAGACGGCUGAAGUGCGGCAAGUUCGGGAGGCAUGUCAAACGCUCAUUGGCAUCCUCGAUGGCUCCCACGUGACGGAGGCGGAACAGUCGCAGCGCGGGGAGCUGCUUCUGCCGCUCCUCGCGGCUCAGGCCGAGGAGCUGAGGCGGGGGCUGAGGCUCGCCGAUGCGGCUCUUUCUGACGCUGGGGUGCGUGGUGGCAGCAGCGUCGGAAACUACCUCGCGGUGCUUGCGUCUAAUGUGAUGUCGCUACGCGCUGGAAAAGAAACACUGCAAGAGGAAGUUAAUCAACGCAUCAAGCAGGCCAACUAUCUGAUGACUGAAUUGACAGAGCAUACCAUUCGCCUGAAGACGCAGAACAAAAUUCUUCAUAAAACGCUGAAUUCUCUGCAGGAAAAAUUUGUGGUGCAGAAACACGUCCGGCAGAUUCGCGCAGAACAGAUGAAGGAGAUACUGCGCUUGAGAACAGUAAAAGAACUCCUCCGUAGACGACUUCUUGCGUGGCUGGGGCGCGUUGUGGCAAUGCGCAGCACGGAAGCACGUGGUGCCGUUAAGGAGCAGAAAAGGCUCUCAUUUGAGGUUGUCCAGAAGCAGCAUCAGCAGAACCAGCUCGCCAAGCUGCUUGCAACUGCCCUUGACUCGCUGCCAGGGGAAGCAGCACGGGAGACCGACGCAUUCGACACAGAGCACACAUUGCUGCAACGCGCGCUCGAGUGUGAAGGCGCCGCUCUUGAGGCGUUCGUGCGGGAGCGACUGGAUGCGGCAAAGGCGUGGAUGCAGUCCUUUGCGCCAGUCCUCUCCGCGGUGGCGUCACUCCGAGCUGAGGCCGUGGCACUCCGUCAGUUGGUUGCAGCUGCCUGGGGUGGGGGCGUCGAGCGGGCGUACCGUCAGAUACUGUUCGACGCCUUGAAGGGUCUUGCGACGUCUGGCGAAGAGAAGGAAAGGGAGUCCGCCUUUCUGCGGAACCGCGCGCGGGACCGGGAGGAGAUUGCACGUGCAAACACAGAUCUCGCCCAUGAGGUCGCGGAACUCAGGGAAGCGUUGGAGGGGGCGCAGGUCUAUAUCGUGUCCCAAGACGAACAAAUCAUCAAACUGCGUCGGGAGAAUAGGGACCUUCAGAUAAACAGUGUGAUCUGCCGGGAUGACAGCGCAAGCAACACUUUCAAUGGUCCCACCCCCUCCAGUAACCUUCGCGCGUAUCCAGAGGCGGAGUGCCUCAUGCUUGCGCGGUCGAAGCGGCUGCUGCUGGAGGCGAUCAAGGCCAUGGCGGGAGAAGACCUCGCGGCGUGCAUUGGAGAGGUGGCUGAGCUCACGCUGAAGCUGUACCGUCGUACAACAACCGCUCUUGAAGAGAUCUGCAGCGCCCGAGAUGCGACGCUUGGUCCACUCCCCGCACAAAUAGAGGCGUGGUUGCAGGAGCUACAAUGCAUGCGUGGCGCUCGGAAUGCCAUUCUCGCGCGUCUUCCGAUGCUAUUGCGGAUGCCAUAUGCCAACUGA
Trypanosoma conorhini is the source of this 3834-nucleotide messenger RNA. RefSeq lists its product as uncharacterized. The coding region runs from base 1 to 3834 and encodes 1277 amino acids. The record is from RefSeq and is a predicted model, not a curated record. The transcript has a single exon. Lineage: Eukaryota; Euglenozoa; Kinetoplastea; Trypanosomatida; Trypanosomatidae.